CGCUCCUGCAACAUGGUGCGACCCGGUUUCGCCGAGGUCAUCUUCAACAGUGCUGCCGAUGCGCAGUCUGCGGUGGCGCAGUACAAUGGUCGGGAGCUAGAUGGACGUCCCAUGCAGGUGACACUCGCGACCAAUAUACCCACAGGUGCACUUAUUGCACCACUUUUGACCACCACCAACAGCGGUAUCCUGCGGCCUUCUGUGAAGCCCAAGCCGACCACCACCACGACAACGAGCAUGGAAGUUGAUGCAAAUGCCAUCAAGCACGCCCUCUUCCACGUCAAUACGCCCAGUGCUGCCCCCUUGUCGCGGCGGCCGGUGGAUUUUAACGUCAACUUAUUUUGA
Messenger RNA from Dibothriocephalus latus, 345 nucleotides. NCBI's taxonomy places the organism in Eukaryota, Metazoa, Platyhelminthes, Cestoda, Diphyllobothriidea, Diphyllobothriidae. The record is from the annotation of a GenBank genome assembly.